AAGUCCUCUAGUCAUGAAAUCUGCUGACGCUUUCAGGAAAGCUUAUUUUGUAAAUUCUUAUCAGUGACCUGUUUACAUGUCCAGACCUGACUAUAAGAGCUGACCACUUAUGCUGACCACCAGAUAUUUCAGUAUGGACAAGCUUUUGGUCAUACUGACCCUAACAGGACUGUUGACUUCUGGAGUGGAGAGUUUUACGAUAUCAGAGAAAGAGUAUGAGAACAUUGAUCGAAUGCUGGAAUUUGGGGUCCAAGUAUUUCUGAACUGUUUGGACAAAGUCAAAGAGGCCACUGAGAAACUGGUGGAAGAGGACAUGCUGAGAACAAACAGAAUUGCAAUCCAGGACAACUGGAAUUCCUUCAGAGAGACAGCCAACAGAAUCAGUGUAGAGGAAAGAGGUAAAGGAGUGCAGGAUGAUUUAAUUGUAGCAGCACGCACUGUUCGAAGACUGGUCCUGCACUACAAGGAUGAUGUCAAAAAAAUAUUCCAUACAGUAAUAAUGGAGCAGAAUGUUCAGAUGUAUCUACCAGCUGUAAACACGUUCAAAGGGACCAUUGAAAGAGCCAAAGCCAACGAGAUCUGGGGCAAUUUGGUUUCAAACUACCUUCCUGAUGCUCCAUCAAUUGAAAGUGAACCACUGGAGUUUCUCUGUUACCUGCUGUCCACUAGCACCGUGGAAACUUAUAUUGUGAAUGUUCUGAAAUGUGGAGUGGAAGUCAUUUCACAAAUUAAAAAAAUAGAUUUUGAUGAAGUAACUGAAAGGGUGAGAACCAAAUUUGAGGCAGUCUUUGAAAAGUUAAAUGAAAUUCGCAAAACUGAGCGUGAGAAAGAAGAGGAUGAUUUUCUUUUGCUAGUAAGUGUUGUCUCCAGAGCGUUCGUUUUUUACUGGGAGAGUUUUCUGAACGCUACAGAUACUCCUGAAUUACAGGAAAAGUAUGAAGUCAUUGAGAGAAAACUGAAGGAGCAGAAUUUUGAGGAAGAACUAAAAGAAGUACUAAAACCUAUAAUGGAAUCAGAAACAGUGAAUGAUGUUUUAAGUCUUCACUUUGACUUUACCCGUGAGUUUUAUGAAAUCGGCAUUAGUCCACUGAUUGCGUUGUACUUCACUGGUCCACAGAGGUUCGAGAGGACUGUAAGGACUGUGGGCAUGAGUGCUGUUGUUCAUUCGUACACCAUUUAUGAACAGCUGUCAGAAAGAGGGCUGUUUUCUGAGAUGAAAAGACUGUAUUUCAGAGGUGUGGACAUAGGAACUGCCCUGGCAGGCAAUGAAGAAAUUCAGUAUUUUAGAGAGACGUACUUUGAGAAAUGGAAGUCUUUCAGAGAAGAACUCAACACUCUUGUAAAUGAAGAGAGAGGCAAAUCACAUAUCCUACUUCCACAAGUGCGGGCUGUUGCAAGAAUGUUAAUUGCCAAAUUUGAGGAGCUCGUCGACAAAGUCAAUGCAGAUAUUGAUGAUGACACAGUACAACAGAUGUCAACGAAGUGGAGUAAUAUAAAAGAAAAAUGCAUUAAAAAACUACUGACCAGUGGAGCACUUACUCAGGAUCAACUGGAUGAAGCUCAGAGCAUCUUUCUGAAUGAUAUAAUUGGGUUUUAUGAUAAAUAUCUGGAGUUUACAAAAACGAUGGAUCCACAGAGAGUUGAAGAUACGUCUAAGUUUGGUUCCAAAUUUCUCCUCAUCGCCCCGAGCCAUCCUGAUGAUUUCCAAUGAAUUCUACCACCAGCUCCCCUCAUUUCAUUUAUGCUUGUGGGUGUACGUGAUAGUUUCUUGAAAAAAGAAAACUGAUAAGUAGCUCUGUGUUGUUUUACCUUGCAUUUAAAAAAAUAAUAAUAAUAAUGCAUUUUGACACAUUUUAUUUAUUUAUAUAGUUAUCUGUGAGUUCUCUAAUAAAGACAUAUUGAUCUGUAUUAAGGCUGUAGUCAAUACCACCUUUGUAGAGCCCAAGACAAGACCAAGACCAUGACUAGUCAAGACUGAGUCAAGAACGAUUCUAACUGAGUCUGAGUCCAGGUCAAAACUAACUCUACAUAAAAGCAACAUCAAGUCCAAAAGAAAGCAAAACAAGGUCAAGACCAGAAAGUACCCAUCUUCACUGUCCGAUGGUGCUGGUGGUGUCUUUCAGUGGGCUUGGGCUCUUGCUCUUGGUCUGGAAGUUCCACUUGGUCCAGGCUCUUGGGAGUCAUCAUCCUUGUGGAUGUAUUCUUCUUGUUGUACUGGUGGUUGUUCACUCACUGGUCUCAGUGCAGGCGUUGCUCUGGAACAAUGGUUUAGAUGGACCCAGACCUUUUGUCCUUCCACUUUAACUGCAGUUGGAGUUGCUAGGACCACCUUGGAAGGACCCUCACGUCUUGGUUCAGUCCAGCCUCUUUUGAAGACCCUUAUGUAGACAUAGUCUCCAGGCAGCACUUGUUUGAGCUGAUCUCUAAUAUCUAACUUUCUUCCCUCAGUGGCACCUUUCACAUCAUUGAAGAUUUCUCUAUGGAUUUUAGUCAAACAUUUUACAUAUUCAUGUAAUUAUUUGAGCUGAGGGCCUUUAGUAGGCCGUGAGAGAUAUGUUACAGGCAUGUGGCACCUUGUGAGCAUUUCAUAAGGGGUCAAAUGAGUGAUUUUACGAUUGGUAAUCACUCUCAAACUCAUUAAAGCUAAUGGUAGAGCAAUUAGCAAAUUAAUUUUCAGUUCGCUUGCUGCACAUGUCUUAGUAAUUUUAGCUUUAAGAAUUCCAUUUUGACAUUCAACUAUGCCCUGCGAUUAUGGAUCUACAUUUAAUCAUUAAUUAAUAAUUAAUGUCUGUGUAAUUAUGUCAAUAACUUUAUUAACAAAGUGUUGGCCAUUGUCAGAACUAAUUUUAUGCCAUAUGCAAAUCUAAACAUGAUCCAUCCACAAACAAAAUUAACUCACUAUUUGAUAGUGGUUCACUAUAUAAAUCUUCUCCAGAUUUUAAGAAGGUUGUGGUUAACUAUUCACAAUGAUGUGGUAUACCUUCUUCAGGCGUAGCUAACCUCUCUGCUGGAUUCACUCUGGAGCAUCUUUGUAUUGUCAAAUCAGGGCCGAAAGAAUGACGUCAUAUCCUGUUUGUCUAACAUUAGUCAACACAAAAGAGUAAGAUGUUAAUAAGAUGUGUAUCACAUUGUUAUGGAUGUUGCUUUCUCAUAUGUGAAUGAUGCCGCUUCUAAGCCUUGAUACAAUACCUUUAGCUAACAAACUCAAAGUUGUUACUUUUUUUCUUUUGUUAUAACUUGGGUAGUGUGUUUCCCAUAAUAUAUCUACUUUCCUUUAAUUAGUAAAAUAAUCUGUACUGUAGCCUCUCUGUGCAGACUGGGAGCAGUCUGUGUGUGUGUGGUGCUCCAACUGUACUAGAUUAAUUGCUGUCCUUGAAGUGCUUGUGUGUAUGUAAUCUCAUGGUCCGCUGCUAAGAGCCCCCCCUUUCUUGCUUCUCUCUCUCUCUCUCUGCUGCUUUUUACCUGCCAAGACGACAGGUUAAUACCCAUACAUUGAUAAUUUCCCUUAUUUUCCAAAAAAAUCCUCCUUUUUCAUUUUUUUUCUUUUACUUUUACGUCACUCACUAUCUUAGAGUCGAAUUCAUCAGCUAUGCUUCACACACAUCAAUCUUUUUUUUCGAAAGGGAAAUCUUCAAAGUAAUCUCCUUUAAACAGCUCAUCUCUUGAACUUCUAAAUACAUGUUGCACUCGCGUUGAGUUAGGCCAUAAACUCUUAUGCAAGGGGUCAGUUUCUUGUAAUUUAAUCUAGUGUCAAGGAGCGUACCAUCCUAAAGUAGCUGCCUUUUCUCUCUCCCACAAUUUUGGUGUAUCUCAAGCUCUCUGCACCGCUCAAAUUUAAUUUCAGCCACUAAAGGGGUUUGACUAUUUAAUAUUGUAUUUAACAAUGGAGCUAGAUGUUUUUUGUUCCAAAUCAGUUUAAUUCUCCCUUUCAACCUAUGGUGAGGAACAUGGUUUGCACUUCAUCCCAGUUGAGCCAUUUGGGUGAGCUGCCAUAAUUUUUCACUAAUCAACACUGAUGAUUUCCAACUCUCUCUGCCUUCUGCAUCAUUGUAAGUUUUACAACUUUUUGUAAGUUUUACAACUUUUUGUAUGGCCACACUUUCAGACAAAACACACAGACAAACAUUUAACAUUUAUCUCUUAGCGCUUUUUUCUCUAUAGCAUGCUUUUUUUCUCUCUCUUUACAUGGUAUCAUUUAUCGCAUUGUGUCAAAGCGCCAAGGGAAGAGGCGCCACGUUUACAGAGUCGAGAUGUUGAAGGCUCAAGUGGGCCAGAAGAAAGUGAAGAAGAAGGCAGGAAGAAGCUGAAACAGGAAGGAAAAAAGAAAGGAAGAUAGUGAGAGCAAGACUAAAGGAGGGAAGGACGAGGACUAGGGUUGAAGUGAGGGAAUUCUACUCUUUUAGCAUUGAAGGUUACUGAAGGUAUGAAUGUGUCACAUUUAAUUAUGUUGGCGCCUCAGAUGAUUUCGACGACAUCAACUCCUUUGAAGAUGGUCAUCAGAGCUAAGUUAGGAAGAGCGGUUCAUCUCCCCUGUCGAUGUGGAAGGUUUAAUGUUGGUGGUAAUAAUCCUCCUAAGUCGUGGUGAAGAUGUGUUGUUAACAGGACCUGAAGUUGAUACUGUGCCUCGUGAUCAGAGGAAGAAUCUUUUGUUUAAUGACUGGAGGUGGUUGAAAGUUGGGGACGAUUGUUCACUUGUGCAUAAUGUUACAUGGGAAGACCAAGGGGAAUACAUAUGUACUUAUUUAGAGCCAGAGUUUAAAUUUGUUCCAUUUCAAAGUGUGUGGAGAGAGGGUUAUAUAACUCGGAAGGUAGUAGUUAUGAUAGAAGAUUUGAGUUCUACUGGAGUUUUCAUGGUUGC
Colossoma macropomum (tambaqui) is the source of this 4858-nucleotide messenger RNA. RefSeq lists its product as uncharacterized. Bases 110 to 1711 code for a protein of 533 amino acids. NCBI's taxonomy places the organism in Eukaryota, Metazoa, Chordata, Actinopteri, Characiformes, Serrasalmidae. The transcript is spliced from 18 exons. The record is from RefSeq and is a predicted model, not a curated record.